AGGUCAAGCUACUGUAUGACGUGUGGCAUGCUGGCUUAAUCAAUCAGGCCAGGUGACUAGCUUGUUGCAGCUUUACCUGUGAUUUAAUCACCGGUCAUUGUCAUCACAGCUUACCUGGCGGUCAAUGGAGUGACCACAUUGUGCGGCCGGAGUGCAGAAAGUAUUGUUCUAUGUGUGUGUGUGUGUUGGGUGUUCGUGGAAGACCACUGACAUAUGGUUCAGUACAGAUCAUUAACAUUUGCAUUGUGAACAUACAGAGAAAGAAACAGAAUACAAAAACAAUACCCAGUAUCAAGUGUUAAAACUACUCGUCAAUUUGCAUUGCGCAUAACCUGAUAUCUUACGACAGAAUCUCCCAUCAUUGUUAUUUUUAAUGAUUUAUCCAACCUAAUCUGUACGUGUGACGUUUACUUAUUGAGUAUACAUAUAGAUAGGACUGUCGUCAAGUAUUCAUUGUGUUUGGCUAACUGGCCUAAUUGGCGGUCUGGGAAUCGGUUGACUGUGUGAUGUGAAUGAACCACUGCCAGAGAUUGGCCAUGCUUCAUGUGGUCUGCCAGUGAGAAAAUCGCCACUUACCUAACCGUACUGCUGAGCUGACAUCAUGGUGGAAAUAAGCCUCAGUCCAGCUGGGAUAUGACGGAAUCAACUGCUUACUUUUUAUGCCAGACAUUUCAUUCCACUGAGUAUAUAUAGCACCAGCAAUGAGGAAAUCUGUCACCACGCAAUUACUGCUAGUUUAGCUUGGGUCCUGAUAAACCAACUCUGGAUGUGUUCCUCACAAAGACAUAUCACUGCAGAUUAGCAAUUGUGUCUCAUGUUGCCGGUUGCCAAUGAAUGUAACACGAAUGACCAAAGAAUUUUUUCUCAGUAGUAUAAGUAUGGUAUAUUGCUGAUAUAUGACAUUGUAACAUUGCUCUGUGAAUGUCAAUAAUGUUGCCUGUUAUUGGUAUGGUUUCUUCGUGAUAUAUGACAUUUUAAAACUGAUUUGUGAACGUAUAUAAUAUUACCUGUUGCCAUGGAUGCGAUAAAAGUGGCCAAAGACUAUUUUGUGAGUAGUCAGAGUACUUUGCUUAUUGAAAACAGGGAUUUCGGAAGUCGGAAGUUCCUCAGUGUCGGCCUGCCCCGAACGCCCAGUGGUGCGAAGAUCGUGGAAAAAGCUCUCACCAAGAAGGAAAAAUCAGACGUACCAUCCCCACCACCGCCGCCGGACAUCCUCACAAUGAAAUCAGGCAACAAGCAGUGGGUGCACCCCCCAGAGGCCUUACUGAGAGGUCACAUCCUGUACAAUGUCAAGUUUCUUGGAGAGUGUUCAGUUGACCAACCAAAGGGAACGGAUGUCGUUAAGGAAGCCAUUCGCAAAAUGAAGUUUAACAAGCACAUCAAGCGAGCAGAGGGUCACAAGCCACCCAAGGUGGAGCUGACCAUUUCAGCAGACGGCGUCACCGUGCAGGACCCCAAGACAAAGAUGAUAAUGCACCAGUAUCCGCUGCAUCGUAUAUCUUACUGUGCGGACGAUAAAUCAGACAAGCGGAUGUUCACAUUCAUCGCAAAGGGGGCUCAGGCUGCACAGCACAGCUGUUACGUGUUCGACAGUGAGAAAUGCUCUGAAGAAAUAACACUAACAGUGGGGCAGGCCUUUGACUUGGCUUACAGACGUUUUCUAGAAUCAUCCAGCAAAGACAUGGACUUCAAAAAACAGUUUCUUGUUCUACAGAAAAAGGUGCAAACACUGCAGUUUGAGAACGACACUCUCAAAGGAAGGAUUGGUGAAUUGGAGAAGAUGAAGAACCGGUCUGAUGUUGAACAAUACAAGGCUAACAAUCAGAUUUCUGACCUCACCGUGGUAACACUGAACCUGUGUGAAAGCUCGACUGAUGAUGAUGAUGUACAAAACUCAAACUCACAGCCACAGAGACAGACGUCGCUUGUGGGCCGCCGCCUGGAGAAUCUGAUCUUUGAUGAGGAGGAGCCACAGACAAACGGAACUGCGGACAGAAUACGCAGCCAAACUUCAGAAGCCACACCAAUACUAUCACCGCCUCCACCAUCCAGUAAAUCUCGUGGGGUGCUGAUGCCUGGAAAUCGUGUGGGACAACAGAUCACAACAUCACCAGCUAGUCAGCAGCCGCAAGCAGCUGCAUCUUUUAACCCCUUUGCUGCUGCAGGAGCCUCUUCAAGCGACGAUCCGUUCGGAAUGGGAAAAUUUAACCCCUCCACUUCUGACCUUGACCGUGCUAUUAACAAUGUCGACCAAGAGUUGUUAGAUUUACAGACGGGUUUCAGUCGGGGAUUGUCUAUAGGAACAGACGACUUUUCAUUGGAUGACCUGGAUCCACUGAACCAGAAACUUUAGGUCAAGAGGUCACAAAACCUAACGGUCACAGUUCAGCAUAGUCUAUAAUACUCAGAAGGACGUAACAUUUGAAACAUGGCGGCUUGGACUAUGAGAAGAGAAGACUAUGAAAUGUGGACUCCGUAAUGCCACAUCUGUAUUAAUGCAGCUUUUACGUCAAAUAUUGUUAAUAUAUCGUUAGUAGGACACAGCCUUAUUUUCUAGUACUAUUAUUAAUAAUACAUUUGUAUUAAAACAGAAACAGUUGGAUCUCGCUGGGUCGAACUCGGAAAAAUUGAUUACACUGCAACGCUCAAAUCAACAAUGAAGUCCUGAGUUAUACUUAUUUUACACAUUUUAAGAUGGAGGUAAAUUUCUGUGUUACCUGUCGUCAAAUUUUUUUGAUUUUGCACCUGCAAUAGUUGAUGCAGAACCGUGGCUUUUAAAAACAGCUUUUGUUGGUGGUUGGGUUGGGGGAAAGCAGUAAUUACAAUAUCGGUGACUCAUUGUUAAUAUCCAUAAACAGAAGCUCAUUUAUAUUGUCAUCACUGGGAUCAAGGAAACUGCUUAAAUUCAAAUUCAGAGUCAAAACUUCAUUGUGCAUAAAUCAGAGGAUUGUGCUGGUUAUUGAGUGUAUGGAUGUCAUUUUAUUCCACAUGUACUGAAUACACACACUACAGUCCGUCCCAUUCUCCUACAAAAAAUGUUUUUAGUAAAUAAUUUCAGUUUUGUUUGACAUAAGAAGAAUAGUAAAAGUGUUUUGGAAAUAACAAAAAACUACUAUAUUUGUGUUUGAUUUAGAAAACGAUCUGGUUAGAAAUAAAUAACUUGUAGUAAAUUCCAUUGCAUGAAAAAAGGCGUUCCCUGUGGGAUGGACUACAGUUAUAUGCAGUAUUUAAUUUUGUUUAUAUAUUUACGCUAUUUCCGUGUAUUUGACAUAUUUAUAUGAUUCGUUUAGUUAGCAGCAUAAUGUGCAGAUAGCUGUUAAUUAUUAAUGAAAUCAAGCUUUAAAAUUUAAUAUAUUUAUUUGCUAUGUGUAUGUAAGGAAACUUUAAAUACACUGAAUAAGUAGACAGCCUAAAACGGACUGAGGCAAAGCUGAAGAAAUGAAGUGUGUUAUUGGGAGCUGUGCUAACACAGUAGAAAUUACAAAUACAUGUAAUUGUACCAGUGCAUAAGAAAUGGGAGUUACUUAUGUCCUCCAUAAGCAAAUAGAAGUUAACUUUGUAGUUGUAUAAGAAAGUAGAAGUUAAUUGUGUUGCUGCAUAAGAAAAUGGGAGUUAACUUUUUUUGCUGCAUAAGAAAGUAGGAGUUAACUGUUUUUCUGCAUAAAGAAAGUGGGGGUUAAUUGUGUUACAUACUGCAUAAGAAAAUGUAAGUUAAUCAUGUUACUGCAUAAGAAAGUAGGAGUUAAUUGUAUUGCUGCAUAAGAAAGUAGGAGUUAAUUGUAUUGCUGCAUAAGAAAGUAGGAGUUAAUUGUAUUGCUGCAUAAGAAAGUAGGAGUUAAUUGUAUUGCUGCAUAAGAAAGUGGGAGUUAAUUGUAUUGCUGCAUAAGAAAGUAGGAGUUAAUUGUAUUGCUGCAUAAGAAAGUAGGAGUUAAUUGUAUUGCUACAUAAGAAAGUAGGAGUUAAUUGUUUCACUGUAUAAGAAAGUAGGAGUUAAUUGUAUUGCUGCAUAAGAAGUAGGAGUUAAUUGUAUUGCUGCAUAAGAAAGUAGGAGUUAAUUGUAUUGCUGCAUAAGAAAGUAGGAGUUAAUUGUAUUGCUGCAUAAGAAGUAGGAGUUAAUUGUAUUGCUGCAUAAGAAAGUAGGAGUUAAUUGUAUCUGCAUAAGAAAGUGGGAGUUAAUUGUAUUGCUGCAUAAGAAGUAGGAGUUAAUUGUAUUGCUGCAUAAGAAAGUAGAAGUUAAUUGUAUUGCUGCAUAAGAAAGUAACAGUUAAUUGUAUUGCUGCAUAAGAAAGUAACAGUUAAUUGUAUUGCUACAUAAGAAAGUAGGAGUUAAUUGUAUUGCUGCAUAAGAAAGUAGGAGUUAAUUGUAUUGCUACAUAAGAAAGUAGGAGUUAAUUGUAUCUGCAUAAGAAAGUAGGAGUUAAUUGUAUUGCUGCAUAAGAAAGUAGGAGUUAAUUGUAUUGCUGCAUAAGAAGUAGGAGUUAAUUGUAUUGCUGCAUAAGAAGUAGGAGUUAAUUGUAUUGCUACAUAAGAAAGUAGGAGUUAAUUGUAUUGCUGCAUAAGAAAGUAGGAGUUAAUUGUAUUGCUGCAUAAGAAAGUAGGAGUUAAUUGUAUUGCUGCAUAAGAAGUAGGAGUUAAUUGUAUUGCUGCAUAAGAAAGUAGGAGUUAAUUGUAUCUGCAUAAGAAAGUGGGAGUUAAUUGUAUUGCUGCAUAAGAAGUAGGAGUUAAUUGUAUUGCUGCAUAAGAAAGUAGAAGUUAAUUGUAUUGCUGCAUAAGAAAGUAACAGUUAAUUGUAUUGCUGCAUAAGAAAGUAACAGUUAAUUGUAUUGCUACAUAAGAAAGUAGGAGUUAAUUGUAUUGCUGCAUAAGAAAGUAGGAGUUAAUUGUAUUGCUACAUAAGAAAGUAGGAGUUAAUUGUUUCACUGUAUAAGAAAGUAGGAGUUAACUGUUUUGCUGCUACAUAAGAAAGUAGGAGUUACAUGUAAUUGUUUUACUGUAAUGGGAGUUAUUUAUGUUACUCUAACAGGGUACAUCUCCCAAAGUGUAAUAUUAUCAGUGUCUUCUAGUAUUUACAUAUCUGUCUGUGUAUCUAGCUGUGUAUUGUGUAUGUUAUAUGUCUUGACAGUUGCUCAUAAUCUUUUGUAAUCUAUCAAAAUAUCAGCUUUUUAAAAAUAAAAUAUUUGAUAUUUUGUUUAACACAUGAUGUUUAUACUCAGCUUAAUAUUCAGUAUUAAAUAUUAACACAAUCAUUAUUAAGGGUCAAGGUCACUUUCAUGUCCACAAAUAAUUCAGAUAUACCACAAAAUAAAAGAAAUCGGUACUGAAUAUAUAAUAAGUAAGUUUUAUGAAUAUUUAUUUUUGACUGCAUAUCUCACUUCACACGGUAAAGUAUGUGUGCACUGUAUAUUUCUAUACAAUGUGUUAUAAUAUACAGAUGUUGACUACAUAAUUAUACAUUAUAAUGAAUGUGUACUAAUCGUUGUAGACAAUGAAACAGAUGUAUGCGUUGUCAAAAAUGUACACUGCAGUAUAAUGAAUAUAUAUACCCGGUACUCAAGAACAAAAGUUUAGCAAAUAUCUUUUAUGACAUGUAAAUUUGCCAUGGUUGAAUAAACUUAAAAGAAAACCAAGCUCUCCUGUUGUUUUAAGGCUAAGGUUGAUGAAUUUAUGUUGGUAAACAUUUCGGACGUGAAUACUAAUUAAUAAAAAUAGGUUAAUUUAUAAAUGUUAUGCCAUUUCUUUUAUCAUUAGCUAAACUUUCGUUGUUGAGUAAUAUAUAUAUACAUAUUGCAUAAACGUUGGGUUUUUUAGUUUUUUUAUUCAUAAUGUAGCAGCAAUUGACAGCAACCAACAAAAAGAAGGGUCAUAGGCUCACAACACAUAGCUCAUACACAUUUGCAGUAUUUGUAAUUACCGACAAAUAAAACAUGUCACAGGAAAAAAAAAAAUUGUCUAGAUCAGUCUAGAUGUCUAGCUUAUUUGUGGGAGUUGCUGUAUAGAUGCAAUUACGGUUGGUUCGCGUACUGUACAUAUACUAAUUCUAUACAUUGAAAAACAAAUUAUACAUUAUGUAUUUCAUACAUCAUAAUAAAUGUAUGAUUGUAUUAUUAUGAAUGUAUACGAAGUAUAUACAUUUAAAGAAAUGUAUACAUUGUAAUGAAUGUUUAUAAGUAUACAUUACAUGUAUAUCAGUUAUGUAAUGUAAUGAUGUAUUAAGUAAUUAUGUCCAUGGAAACGAUGUGUUAUGUAAAUGUGUACAUUGUGUUUGGACAGUUAGAUUCUGUGUAAGCUUUGUGUAUAAAUUUAUGCAAUCCUAUUUUUGUAAUGAAAUAUUUGUGUGUGCUUUGUCUUGCUUUUAUAAGAUUAUAAUUUACAGGAACUUUAUUUAGCAUUUUAGACACUUUUGCUAAAUUUAUUUAUGCAACAGGGAGCAGUAAUUGUAUGCAAAAUGUAUAGUCUCCCAAGUUCUAGACGUGAAAUUUUUGCAAAUUGUAGAGAAAAAAGAAGAGAAAAAUAAAAGAGAGAAAACCAAUGUUUUCCGAAAUCAUCAAAUGCUCAAUUCAGGUUCAUGAAAAAUUCAGUGAGUAACAUUACAUUUUAUGUGCAUGCUUUUCACAAACACUUGGAAUCACCGUUUAAAAGGUGGUUCAUGAGCGCUGCACUACAUGGUAAAAAUGUCCAUUGAACUCCUUCUUGAGCAGGUUGAAAUCUGUCGUGUGUUUGGACAGACAGCCACAAUAGCGUGUUUGAACCUUAAGUGGAUAGAAGCACAAAAAGUUAAAUAAAGAUGUGCACUAUAUUUGGAUGUAUUGUAGGAAUAUGUGACAUUCCAGCUGAAAUUCAGUUUUAUAAAAACAACAAAUUAACAUGUUUUCUUGAUUAUCAAUUAUAUUUAUUUCCCUUUUUUUCAUGUCUCAAUGGCCAAGUUAGGGUAGUUACUGUUUGAAAUGAAUGCAUUUUAUGGCUAAUAUGGGUUUUUUAAAUGUGCACUGUAUUUGGAAGCAUUAUAGGAAUAUGCGACAUUUUAACUGAAAUUAAUUUUUAUAAAAACAACAAAUUAA
Molecule: messenger RNA, 7058 nt
Organism: Gigantopelta aegis
Lineage: Eukaryota; Metazoa; Mollusca; Gastropoda; Neomphalida; Peltospiridae
Product: PTB domain-containing engulfment adapter protein 1-like
Exons: 13
Coding region: 1016-2353 (445 amino acids)
Source: RefSeq, a predicted model, not a curated record